Molecule: messenger RNA, 2297 nt
Organism: Sorex fumeus (smoky shrew)
Lineage: Eukaryota; Metazoa; Chordata; Mammalia; Eulipotyphla; Soricidae
Gene: SPATS2
Product: spermatogenesis associated serine rich 2
Exons: 13
Coding region: 319-1950 (543 amino acids)
Cellular component (GO): cytoplasm
Molecular function (GO): protein binding
Source: RefSeq, a predicted model, not a curated record
GGUUGUUGUGAAGAGUAAAUAAAAUGUGUGUGAAAUUACCUAGUAAGCUUUCCUAGCACAUAUUGGCUAUCAAAGAGAAAUUGAAUCUGAAUAAUAUUCCUGGGAAAAGGGACACAGAAGUCGGCAAUGCUGUGCCCUAACUAGAGAGUGAAGGAUAUCACCAACUCCGAGAAGAAUUUCAAAGAGCCAGGACUUUGUUUUUAUCACUUCCGACUUCAAACUAAUGUUGUCUGCUUGAAACCUGAGAUAACUACAGUCAGAGCCCAGACUGCAAAAGGACACUUUUCUUCUGUGUAGUUUGAAAUUAAAGAAACUGCAAUGUCUAGGAGACAAAACCAGAAAGAUUCAUCAGGAUUCAUUUUUGAUUUGCAGUCCAAUACUGUACUGGCCCAGGGAGGAACCUUUGAGAACAUGAAAGAGAAGAUAAAUGCUGUGCGCGCAAUAGUUCCCAAUAAGAGCAACAAUGAAAUCAUCCUGGUUUUGCAGCACUUUGAUAAUUGUGUGGACAGAACAGUACAAGCAUUCAUGGAAGGUAGUGCCAAUGAAGUACUCAAAGAAUGGACUAUAACAGGCAAGAAAAAGAAUAAAAAGAAGAAAAGCAAACCCAAACCUGCAGUGGGAGCAGGUAACAGCCUCCCGAAUUCCAGUCCAACUGUUUCCACUCAAGAGGAGCAAUCGACGCCUUCCUCAGAGAAGGGUGGUGUCAACGGGCACCAUGUCAACGGUGCUGUCCAUGAUUCAGAGUCUGUGGACUCGUUCAGUGAAGGCAUGGAGACCCUUUCAAUAGAUGCCAGAGAACUGGAGGAUCCCAAGUCUGCCUCACCAGUGGAUAGAACGAGAUCUGCGCUGGAGAACGGCAUCUCUGGUUCGGAGUCCAAGUCUUUGCCUGUGCACUCUCCUCAGAACUCUCAACAAAAUAGGAAUGCUGCCAAACCUCUCUCAAGACCUACCACAGGAUCUCAGUUUUCAAAUCUGGGCCUGGAAGAUGUGCCAGUCUUCACCAACAAGAAGCUAGGUUCCAGUAUUGAAAAAUCCAUGAAAGACCUCCAGCGCUGUACGGUGUCUCUUGCACGGUAUCAAGUUGUAGUUAAAGAAGAGAUGGAUACCUCCAUUAAGAAAAUGAAACAAACGUUUGCAGAAUUGCAGAGCUGUUUAAUGGAUCGAGAAGUUGCACUGCUUGCUGAAAUGGACAAAGUGAAAGCUGAAGCAAUGGAAAUCUUGCUCGGUCGACAAAAGAAAGCAGAACUUCUAAAGAAGAUGACUGACAUGUCCGUGCAGAUGUCGGAGGAGCAAUUGGCCGAGCUCCGUGCUGAUAUCAAGCACUUUGUUAGUGAACGUAAAUAUGAUGAGGAUCUGGGCCGAGUCGCUCGGUUUACCUGUGACCUAGAGACCCUGAAGAAGAACAUUGAGUCACUUGGACAAGUGUCCCACCCAAAGAACAGCUAUUCAACCAGGUCUCGAUGUAGCUCUGCCGCAUCGGUGUCCUUGAAUAGCCUGUGUGAUGCCUCUGCUGCUUCCUCUUCCACCUGUGCCUCUACUCCCAGCCUCACAAGUGCUAACAAGAGAAACUCAGCACCAGGAGAGACUCCUGCCGCUGCCACACACUCCAGUGGCCGGCCCUACCAACCUCAGCGAGAGGUGUUUUCAGGAAAUAGACGAGGAGGCCAAGGCUACAGGCCACAAAGCCAGAAGUCCGGUGACUCCACGAACCAAGGGCGCCAUGACAGUGCAGCCCGUCACAGAAAUAGCUCCUGGUAUUCAUCGGGCUCCAAGUAUCCGAGUACUGUCUCGCAGACACCAGGAAACACCAGUGAGUGGGGCCAGACUCACUCUGCAGGGACCAAUGGAACUGGAGGCGGCGUGGAGCGCUGUCCUCCCCAGCCCCCAUUCAAAAAGGGGCUCCCCCCACGCAAGCCCAGGACCACUCAGCCUGAAGCUGUGAACUCUUGAGGAAAACACCAGGUGACCUCGCUCCUCCCUCCACCCAAUUUGACUUGAUAACUGAACUUUAGGAAACUCAUAGUUAGAUUUAAUAACAAAAAAAAAGAAGUUUACGCAUACCACUUUUUAUGCCAUUCUCAAUAUGUUUGGUUUCUUCUUCGUUUCCCCUUUGGAGGGGAAGCUGUUUUUUUCUCUUAACCUUUCCCAGCAAUAAGGAUUCCUUCUGAUUGGUCGUUUCCACCAGGAAUCACAGGCCACUGGCCAAAUUUCCCCAGGGAAGCACCGUGCUGCCCGCUCCACGGCCUGCUGGGGCUGCCGCGGCUCUGCAGAAGGCCAGGCAGGGCUCUGCACACUUC